UCGCUCAUACAUCACUUCCGGAGAUCGCACACCUAAAUACCGAAAAAACCAGGCGUGGGUCCGGCAAAGAAGAUUGGCGUCCCGGCUGCGCUCUAAUGGGUCGGAAGAGAGCGCCAGAUGCUGGGUCCCUCGGCCGGGCCCUUAUCCGUCAGCAAGUUCAGCGGAGCCGUAGCCAUCGUCACACCGACGCCUGGUUGCACACAAGUGAACUCAAUGAUGGCUAUGAUUGGGGUCGUCUCAAUCUUCAGUCAGUAACUGAACAGAGCUCCCUGGAUGACUUCCUUGCAACUGCAGAACUUGCAGGAACAGAGUUUGUAGCUGAGAAGCUUAAUAUUAAGUUUGUGCCUCCUGAAGCUAGAACCGGACUACUGUCUUUUGAGGAGAACCAGAGAAUUAAAAAACUCCACGAAGAAAACAAACAGUUUUUGUGUAUACCAAGGAGACCAAAGUGGGACCAAAAAACUAGCCCAGAAGAACUCAAACAGGCAGAGAAAGACAACUUUCUAGAAUGGAGGCGUCAGCUUGUCCGAUUGGAAGAGGAACAAAACCUGAUAUUGACUCCAUUUGAAAGGAAUUUGGACUUUUGGCGUCAGCUCUGGAGGGUGAUUGAGAGAAGUGAUAUCGUAGUCCAGAUAGUAGAUGCUCGAAAUCCACUCCUGUUUAGGUGUGAAGAUUUGGAGUGUUAUGUGAAGUCACUCGAUGACAACAAGGAGAAUGUCAUUCUGAUAAAUAAGGCAGACUUACUGACGGCCGAGCAGCGGAGUGCCUGGGCCGAAUUCUUCGAAAAGGAAAAUGUGAAGGUCAUUUUCUGGUCAGCUCUUGCGGAAGCCAUUCAAGUGACUGGUGACUCUAAGGCAGAAGUGAAUGGAGACCCUGGAGAAGCCGUCACAACUGAGGUUGAAAACUCCAGCUGCGACAAGGCUGAACUUCCACACGGUGAGACUGAACACCUUCCGUGUAGUGAAGCUGCCAGCAGUGACGAAGGUGACAGUGAGUAUGAGGACUGUCGGGAGGAGGAGGAAGACUGGCAGACGUGUUCAGAAGAGGGCAGCGACCCGGACGAGGAGGCCCGUGGCCAGGACUGGAAGGAAAGCUGUGCUGUAGAUUCUGAGGCCCAAGAAAGGAAAACCCUGCAGAAGAGGCAGAUACACAAUUUUAGCCACCUGGUAUCCAAACAAGAAUUAUUGGAGAUCUUUAAGCAGCUACACUCUGGAAAGAAGGUGAAGGAUGGACAGCUGACUGUUGGGCUGGUGGGCUACCCAAACGUUGGUAAGAGUUCAACGAUCAACACCAUCAUGGGCAACAAGAAAGUAUCUGUGUCUGCCACACCUGGCCACACCAAGCAUUUUCAGACUCUCUAUGUGGAACCUGACCUGUGCUUAUGUGACUGCCCCGGCCUGGUGAUGCCAUCCUUUGUCUCUACCAAAGCCGAGAUGAUCUGCAGUGGGAUCCUCCCGAUUGACCAGAUGAGAGAUCACGUCCCAGCCAUAUCACUAGUUUGCCAGAAUAUUCCAAGACGCGUUUUAGAAGCUACGUACGGCAUUGACAUCAUAAAGCCUAGAGAGGAUGAAGAUCCCCAUCGACCGCCAACAUCAGAAGAAUUCUUGACAGCUUAUGGAUACAUGCGAGGAUUCAUGACCGCACAUGGACAGCCAGACCAACCUCGAUCUGCACGGUACAUCUUGAAGGAUUAUGUCAAUGGCAAACUCCUAUACUGUCACCCUCCUCCUGGGAGAGAUCCUGUGACCUUUCAGCAUCAAUACCAGCGACUCCUAGAGAACAGAAGGAAUGGUGGGGAAGUAAAAAUGCCACCAGGCAGAAAUAAAAAAGCAAAUCAGAUUGAAAACGUAGUGGACAAAACUUUUUUCCAUCAAGAAAAUGUAAGAGCUUUGACCAAAGGAGUCCAGGCUGUAAUGGGCUACAAGCCUGGGAGUGGCCUGGUGAUGGCAGCAACUGUGAGCUCUGAGAGGGGGGCUGGGAAGCCUUGGAAAAAACAUGGCAACAGAAAUAAAAAAGAGAAAAGUCGUAGACUCUAUAAGCACCUGGAUACAUGAACUUGGGCUUCAGCUGGAUGGCAUCUGCACUGUGCAUCCAUGGUGCUAUAGGGCGGGCCCUGCCCUUGUGAUGCACAAGCACAUCUGGCAGCCAGUUCAAGACGGAGGGACUCCUCAGAGCACCAGCUCCGACUAGCAAAGUCAUCUCGGAGCCCCAGAAACCUGCUUCUGAAGAAGGCUGAAUCUAAGAUGAAUGAAUGAUGUGUAUUUACUUGUGUAAGCCCAUACACAAAUGCAUAGUAAUUUGUAACUUGGGGGUUUUUUUUGAAAAAAUAUUAAAAUUAAAUUGCCACUUA
Phacochoerus africanus (Common warthog) is the source of this 2350-nucleotide messenger RNA. RefSeq names its product large 60S subunit nuclear export GTPase 1 (gene LSG1). The record is from RefSeq and is a predicted model, not a curated record. Gene Ontology annotation, biological process: ribosomal subunit export from nucleus. The transcript is spliced from 14 exons. Lineage: Eukaryota; Metazoa; Chordata; Mammalia; Artiodactyla; Suidae. Bases 96 to 2054 code for a protein of 652 amino acids. Gene Ontology annotation, molecular function: GTPase activity; GTP binding. Gene Ontology annotation, cellular component: cytosol.